Sardina pilchardus (European sardine) is the source of this 3022-nucleotide messenger RNA. It is a transcript of the gene grhl3, whose product is annotated as grainyhead-like transcription factor 3. Gene Ontology annotation, biological process: regulation of transcription by RNA polymerase II. Gene Ontology annotation, molecular function: RNA polymerase II cis-regulatory region sequence-specific DNA binding; DNA-binding transcription activator activity, RNA polymerase II-specific. The record is from RefSeq and is a predicted model, not a curated record. Lineage: Eukaryota; Metazoa; Chordata; Actinopteri; Clupeiformes; Clupeidae. Gene Ontology annotation, cellular component: nucleus. The transcript has 15 exons. The coding region runs from base 150 to 1853 and encodes 567 amino acids.
CUCCUCCGCCUCAGCGACACCUCACCUGCAUCUCCUCACCUGAGCUCAGACUCACAGACACUCGCCAACACACACACACACACUCACACACACUAACCGGAGGAACACACCACUGAAGGAAUUUAUAACUGACCUCGCCAGGAGGAGAAAUGACUAAGGAAAAUGAGACUUUGAUGGUACUGCAGAACGAGAGCUUCAACUACUCGCGCUACACGGACAGCUACCUGAUGGACUCGUGGGGCUACGCCGACGCUGACCUGUCCAAGACCAAGGACGACCUCACCGCCUUCUCCUUCCUCUACGAGCAGUGCAAGACUCCCAAGGAGCAGAGAAUGACUGCGUGCAGCAAAGGCAGCAGUUUCUACAAGCCAGACAGGAGUCACGGCGCCUCCUCCCCUGAUCUCAUCUCCCUGGAGAGUCCGGCACAGAUCAUGAAGCUGCUGACCAACAACAUUUCCGCCACCCAGCAACAGGAAGUGCUGGACCUCAACAGGAAGUUGUCCCCGCUGUGCCCCCCCAAGCAGAGCCCCCCCGGCCCCCAGACCUACCUCCCACCCAGCGGCGCCGAGAGCUACGACAAGCAGGUCAUCAACACCAUCUUCGACUCGCUGCUGCAGGGCAGCUACCAGGAGAACGCCACGGAGGCCACGGUGCCAUACGGUGAUCCCUUUGUAGCCCAAACCAGCCCUGUCUACUCCGAGUCCUACACCAACUCCCCUCCAGAGAGAUUCAGGAAUGAUUUCCAGUUCGUGCUCGGGGCCCCGCAGGCGUCGCGCCACAAGACGACGGAGAUGCCCAUGGUGUACCUGAACAAGGGCCAGUUCUACCCCGUCACCCUGAUGGGCGUCGACAGCAGCGCCGGUCAGCCCCUGGGCAGAGUCAAGACGGUCAUCAUGGCGGUGUUUGAGAAGGACAAGAGUGCUGAGGUGCAGCUCAAGUGCUGGAACCACUGGCACGCCAGGCAGCCCACGGUCAAGCAGAGGGUCAUCGAUAUCGCGGACUACAAAGAGACUCUCAGUGGCAUCAGCGACGUGGAGGAAGUGGCAUUCAACGCUCUGUCUUUCGUCUGGAACACUAACGAGGAGGCCAAGGUGUUCAUCGGGAUCAACUCCCUGAGUACGGACUUCUCGGCUCAGAAGGGUGUGAAGGGCAUGCCGCUCAACCUCCAGAUCGACACCUACGACAUCAGCACCGGCACCAACACACUCAUCCACCGCGCCGCCUGCCAGAUCAAAAUCUUCUGCGAUAAGGGAGCGGAGAGGAAGAUGCGAGAUGAGGAGAGGAAGAGAAGCAAGAGAAGGCCAAAGAAUGACUCCAGCCAUGCCAAGCAGGCCCAUGUGAGCAGUUCGGUCGGAGCGGACAGCACCUGCCUCAUGCCGCUGGACGAUCAUGUGACCCAGCCAGUGCUGUUCAUCCCCGAGAUGCACUACAGCAAUCUGCAGCGCUGCGGCAUGGCGUCCUCGGUGCUGGUGGAGGAUGGCGACUCCCGGGGGGCCCUGAAGAGGGUCAGCUGUUACCCCGAGGGGGGCGAGAGGUGCAGUCCACCCCCCAGCAAAGUGGCACGACGAGAGGAGUCACAGAGAGUUCUGCUGUAUGUGAGGAAGGAGACCGAGGAGGUGUUUGAUGCCCUCAUGCUGAACAGUCCCACGUUGAAAGGCCUGCGAGAAGCCAUUUCAGAAAAGUAUGGUGUGCAAGAAGACACCAUCGGGAAAAUCUUCAAGAAAUGCAAAAGAGGGAUCUUCGUCAACAUGGACGACAACAUCAUCGAACACUACAGCAACCACUCGGCGUUCCUGAUCAACAUCAACGAGAUCAUGAUGGGACUCUUCCACGUCACCCUCACUGAGCUCUAGAAGGUUCCGCCACGCCUCCAGAAGCCUGCGAUGCGUAUCUCGCUCGCUCGCUUGCUCUCUCUCUCUCUCCAGCUGUUCUGCCAUUCAUCGCUGGAGACUUUAAGCACUGCCACCAUUCUGAGACACUCGGGUAAAACCGUGUCUCCAUGGAAACAAGAGAAGCAGGAACUAAUUUAAACAAGCAGACCCGGCAUGCGCUCGGAGAAAUUGCCAGAUAUUGCCUCUGUAAAUACCUCUCUGUUUAACUUUACAAACUUUUAAUAUUAUUUUAAUAUAACAAGUAUUUUAUAAUAUGAGCAUUUAUGGUGAAUAUGAUGGAUAUUCUGUAAAUAUUUAUUGUACAUAGAAGUUGAAAAGUGGAGAAUCUGAGAGUUAUUUUGCAACAGUGAUUUGCCUUGCAGACGAGUUUGCUAUUUCAAUGUAAUGUAUUCAACGGAACCUUUUCCCAUGUUAUCUUGCUGCUUUCAUUGUAUGCAUCAUUUCUUUUCAAGAGUACUGAGCCGUGUGGUCUCAGCAUUUUAACGGCAUUUUAAACCGUGUGCUUUUCAUUCAGCCCCAAAGGCCUGAGUUACAUUUUUAUUUUAAGUUUGAAUUAGUUUUUGUGCUUUUAUAGAUAUAUAUAUAUUAUAACACUUCCAGUCACCCGCUGUAGUCGGCAACCUGUUAGUUUCACAUCUGAAUUCGUCAACGCUUCAGUGUUGUUCAGCCGAGACAUUUUCAGACAUCAGUCACACAUUUCCACCCCCACGAUGGCCAUCACAGACGGCCGCUGGCCCGGAUCCGGCCCGGCUCCACGCCGCAUCCCAGCCGCAUGCGGCCCGGCCCGAUCUGAGGCCAGCGGCCGUCUGAGAUGCACCCUCCAGUGUUUCCUACACAGAGACGCGAAUGCGGACGCUGGCCCGUAUGCGGCCCGUAUGCAGCCCGUAUGCGGCCCGUAUGCGGCCCGUAUGCGGCCCACACAUUUCUAGCCGCAGGGCUCCACACUCGGCUGUUUCCGGGCGUGUUUGUGUGGGGCAAAAGGUUGUGUUUCUUCAUAAGGACUUGGCAACAUUUCAAUGCUUUGUAUCGCUGUAAGACAUGUUGUGUGUGGAGCUUCAAUGCUUCUUCCUCCUUUUUUUACUGACUCCUGUUGUCCUGUUUUUGAAAGAAAAUAAAAAAUCGUUUAAAUU